CUCGAUAAUUUCAUCAUAUUUUAUUUGUAAAUGAAAAACUUGUUUGGUGUUGGGUUGUUGGUUUUAUGCGAGGGUUUUAUAUUCGUGGGGCGAUGACAAUCAAAACAAGCAGACGAAAAAAACGUGGAAUUUGGCAGCAAAUUUCUUGAAAGUUCUCAACAUCAAUUAAUUUGUCUUUGUCACACUCGAAACAUUGGCUGUAUAUUUUACGUAAUGGCUGCUUCGCCAAUAAUGAGGAUACCAUGUAAAGUAGCGGAAUUGUCUUUGGAUAUUUCGCUCAACUGCGGUCAAAGUUUCAGAUGGAAGAAACGACCUAGCGGAGAGUGGGCUGGUGUUUUGGCAGGAUAUUUGUGGCUAAUGAAUCAGGAUGAGGCUGGCUUGAAUUACCGUGUUGUGACUCCUGUCGUUCAAUCUGAAGCGUCACCGUCAGAAUCCUUGCCAGCCAAAAAGGCAGAAAUGAAGGAAUGUAUUGAUUAUGAGCACAUGGUGAAAGAUUACUUUCAGUUGGAUAUUGAUUUAGAAAGUCUCUACAGGCAGUGGUCUCUAGCAGAUGCUAAUUUUGAUAAGGUGGCCAAGAAUUUCGUAGGGGUACGCAUGCUGAAACAAGAUCCAGUGGAAAACUUGUUUGCCUUCAUUUGCUCAUCCAACAACAAUAUUCAAAGGAUAACGGGAAUGGUAGAAAAGCUGUGCGAAACGUACGGAAACCAUCUGCUGACAUACGAGGAUGUGGCCUAUUAUACAUUUCCAUCAAUUGAAUCGCUAGCCGAAGAAAAAGUCGAAUCCAAGUUGCGAACACUUGGCUUUGGUUAUCGAGCCAAGUUCAUUCAACAAUCGGCAGCCAAGAUAAUGAAAAACGGUGGGCGUGAUUGGCUAUUGAAUUUAAGAACAGUUUCAUAUCUGGAAGCGAAAUCAUCCUUGAUGACUCUACCAGGUAUAGGUGCCAAGGUGGCAGAUUGCAUCUGCUUAAUGUCGCUGAAUCACAGUGUUGCCAUACCGGUUGACACGCACGUCUUUCAAAUAGCCAAGGCCAACUACGUGCCGCACCUGAGCCAAACGAAAAGUGUGACUGAUAAGGUCUACAAUGAGAUCAGCGCUCACUUUCAAUCCCUUUUUGGAACGUACGCUGGAUGGGCACAUUCGCUGUUUCUGUGUUUUAAACAAGGUUCUUUUCAGUGCCGAUUUACGUCAUCUGAGAGUGCCACCGCCCGUCGCCAAGAAAAGAAAUGCUACCGACGUGACCAAAGAGAAGCCGGCCCUUGGCCGUGCGCAAAGAAAGAAGAAAUGACGAUCUUUUUUUUUUUUUUUUUUUUUUUUAUAGAGGCACAUCUCUUUGUGUUAAUUUAAAAAAAAAGUGGAUGUUUUGCAUUCAUAAAACGAAAAGUAUUUUGUCAAAGAAAAUUGGCUUUGAUUGAUGAUGCGGUUACACAGACUCACGCGCAUUAAACAACAAAAAAAGUUGGUGAUUAAUAGACUUAUCACGCCUGA
This is a messenger RNA of Daphnia magna, 1485 nucleotides long. It is a transcript of the gene Ogg1, whose product is annotated as N-glycosylase/DNA lyase. Gene Ontology annotation, cellular component: nucleus. The transcript has 6 exons. The record is from RefSeq and is a predicted model, not a curated record. The coding region runs from base 214 to 1344 and encodes 376 amino acids. Gene Ontology annotation, molecular function: 8-oxo-7,8-dihydroguanine DNA N-glycosylase activity; damaged DNA binding. Gene Ontology annotation, biological process: base-excision repair, AP site formation; nucleotide-excision repair; base-excision repair. NCBI's taxonomy places the organism in Eukaryota, Metazoa, Arthropoda, Branchiopoda, Diplostraca, Daphniidae.